CUACUUCCGAAACAGAUGUACGAUGUACGGCAGCAGGUACCAUUAUUCUCGUGUAAAAAUGGCGUAAACACAUCGUUGAUUCGAGUUCAAAGUCCUAGCGCCCUGCAUGCCUUCAUACUUAAACCGCCAGCCAUAAUUACCCAUCGCAUUCGUUGUCAAUACAUCGACAAGUUAUCACCUAUUAUGCUUAAAGUUGAACUAGACCUAGAUCUAAUGAUGUUAUUGUGUGCAAUAGUCCUAGCUGCCAUAGUUUUACUUUUUGUACUGAUUGACAUUCAGUAUUUUGUGCGAAGUAUCUUCGUUUUGGUAUGGGGAAGAAUUUUCGAACCGAGGAAACGACCCGAUGAACUUACUACAAUUUUUGGUAUGUGUACCACAAGCGAUUUGGACAUUAUUUUUGCGCACAUGAAUAAUGCGAGAUACGUACGCGAAUUAGAUUUUGCACGUUUCCACUUUUACGAUCGAACCGGUAUCUACAAGGCAAUUCUCGGCAAAAAGGGCAACGUCUUGCAAUCGGCGUGCAUUAUAAGAUAUCGUCGUACAAUUCCGUUAUUUACAAUGUACAGAAUUACGACAAAGAUGGUGUACUGGGACGAUAAGUCCAUAUACUUAGAGCAACGAUUUAUAAGUCUGAGGGAUAAGUUUAUUAAGGCCGUGGUCUUCAGCAAGCAGGGUGUUGUAGGUGUCAACGCAGCGGAAAUAGUUAACAAACUUUUGAACAAAGACGACGAUUAUCGUCCAGAGAAGAGUGAAGAACUGGAACACUUCAUUAAAUGUUUAGAUGCAUCUAGUAUGCGGCUGCGGAAGAAAGAUGACUGAUUACAUUGGUUGCUGAUUAUGCAAAUGAACCUUCGACUGCGAAAACCAUCGGUAGUAAACCGUAGCUUCUUAGUACUGUAUUCAUUUUAUAUAAUGGCCAGUCACGGUAUAACUGAAUUUAUUGGUUAAUUGUUAUUGGUUUAUAUAUUAAACGAACUAGUAGCUCGAA
Photinus pyralis (common eastern firefly) is the source of this 988-nucleotide messenger RNA. Its product is annotated as protein THEM6-like. The transcript is spliced from 3 exons. The record is from RefSeq and is a predicted model, not a curated record. The coding region runs from base 16 to 819 and encodes 267 amino acids. Lineage: Eukaryota; Metazoa; Arthropoda; Insecta; Coleoptera; Lampyridae.